This is a messenger RNA of Herpailurus yagouaroundi (jaguarundi), 2816 nucleotides long. RefSeq names its product zinc finger protein 134 (gene ZNF134). Gene Ontology annotation, biological process: regulation of cytokine production; regulation of immune system process; negative regulation of transcription by RNA polymerase II. Gene Ontology annotation, cellular component: nucleoplasm. NCBI's taxonomy places the organism in Eukaryota, Metazoa, Chordata, Mammalia, Carnivora, Felidae. The record is from RefSeq and is a predicted model, not a curated record. Gene Ontology annotation, molecular function: RNA polymerase II cis-regulatory region sequence-specific DNA binding; DNA-binding transcription repressor activity, RNA polymerase II-specific. Bases 1001 to 2275 code for a protein of 424 amino acids. The transcript has 4 exons.
GGAGGGGGUGGACGCCCUCAUUCCCUCCAGGGAGAGUCCCUGCUGGAGGAGGAGAGGGCCGGAGGGUGUGAGGAGCCUGGCCUGGGAUGCAGGGGCAGGUGUGAGGCGCUCCAGAUUGGCCGGUGUGUGGACCCAGCAAAGGUUCUGCGCGCGGAGCAGGGGAGAGUCAGCCGGGCGGGGGGAGCCGCCGUAGCCCAGUCCAGGGCGCUGGUGCACCAGCUCCCCAGCUGUUCAGGUAAGGAGAGACCGUGGACGUCUUAGAGGGGCGGCCCGCAGACUCCGCAGAGGAGGGUAUACCAGUAGGCCGGUUUGGUGAAGGGACAGGGGUACACCUGACUCGCAUGAGCAAGUGGGCGAAGAUUAACGUGAGUAGCUCUAAGUGGAUACUGAUGCCCAGUGACGGGUCAAAGCGCCUGCCUCUGUCUGAUUAUGAUGGAAAGUCUUAAGUAUCACGUUUUCUGAAAAGCUGAAAAAGAAAUCCCCAAUUUAAAAAUCCCAUCACUUCAUUUGCACCAAAACCAUUUGGGUAAAAAGCCAAUUCAAAGAUCUUUGAUCUGUGUUAAUGUGUGUGACCCAAACAGCAGCCCUGUUUAGGUGGGUACCACCACUGUCUGCUUUACCGGUGAGGACGUGGUGACACCGGUCUUUGUUCGCACAGCUGGGCGGAGGCGGCACUAAGGUCUUAGUAUCUGAGGUGAGACAUUCAGAAAUCGUGGGCGCGGAAGGGCAGGGCAGGGGUUACAGGAAUCGUUCGGUCGGUGGUGCCCCGUGUGGUGGCCUGCCGUCCUCAGCCCCCUCUUCCCUCUUACUGCCGGGUUGCUUUGAUUGAUGGUGCAAGCACUUAGGAUCUCUGCGUAGGCUUUCUCUGGCUGCACGGUGAAGAAGAUUGGGGUGAGGAAAGAAGACUGUUGAUGGCUGGACUAGAUUGGUGGUUCUGGAGAUUUUUUGUGGUUGCUGAACAUAGCAGGGGAAAGAACUCUGAGUGCCUGACUGAGAGGUCAUGACUCUAGCCAUGGCUGGAGGGACGUGGACAGGCCCUGGUUAUUGGUGCGCGGCGAAAGAUGAAGAGGUACCUUCUGAGCAGACCGUUUCUUUAGGAGUCUCCCAUGAUAGCAUUUCCAAGGCAGGUUCAUCAACCCAGAUGGCUCACCCUUGUGACAUUUGUGGCCCCAUCGUGAAAGACCUCUUACACCUGGAUGAACACCAGGAAAUAUGCCAACGACUGAAACCUUACACCUGUGGGGCAUGUGGGAGACAGUUCUUGUUCAGUGCAAACUUUCACCAGCAUCAGAAGCAGUACAGUGUAGAGAAACCUGUCAGAAGAGACAGAGGCAAGACCUCAUCUGGGAAGAACUGUAGGGUUUGUGAAGAACCUCACCUGUCGGGAAAGCCCUUUCUGUGUGAGGAGCAGUGGAGCCUCCAGGCCAGUCUGGGCAGUCACCAGCGACAGGCCACCCACAGCAAGAAGAAGAGGAGGACUGGGAGCGGGGAGGCCUCUCACGGCGGACAGAUGCAGUACAGCUGCAGCGAAUGCGGGAAGGCCUUCAACCGCAAAGACACGCUUGUCCAGCACCAGAGAAUCCACACCGGAGAAAGGCCCUACGAGUGCAGCGAAUGCGGGAAGGCCUUCAGCCGCAAAGCCACACUUAUCCAGCACCAGAGAAUCCACACCGGAGAAAGGCCUUACGAAUGCAAAGAAUGUGGGAAAGCCUUUAGCCGCAAAGACAAUCUUACUCAGCACAAAAGAAUUCACACUGGAGAAAUGCCUUACAAGUGUAGCGAGUGUGGAAAAUACUUUAGCCAUCACUCCAACCUCAUCGUACACCAGAGAGUUCACAAUGGAGCGAGGCCUUAUAAGUGUAACAACUGUGGGAAAGUCUUCAGACACAAAUCCACACUUGUUCAGCAUGAGAGCAUCCAUACUGGAGAAAAUCCUUACGUUUGCAGUGAUUGUGGGAAAUCCUUUGGCCACAAGUACACCCUCAUUAAACACCAGAGAAUUCACACUGAGGCAAGGCCUUUUGAGUGCAUCGACUGUGGGAAAUUCUUUAGUAGAAGCUCUGACUUUAUUGCACACCAGAGAGUUCACACAGGGGAAAGGCCAUUUGUGUGCAGCAAAUGUGGGAAAGAUUUCAUCAGAACAUCCCACCUUGUUAGGCACCAAAAAGUUCACACUGGAGAAAGGCCAUACGAGUGCAACGAAUGUGGGAAAGCCUAUAGUUUAAGCUCCCACCUCAUUCGGCACCAGAAGGUUCACACUGCAGGACGGCUUUAGGAGUGCUUUCAACACAACAGGACUUGUAUGGAGAGGGGCUUUGUGAUUGCCCUUGGAGAGGAAGACACCAGUCAGAUGUUGAACCUCAUGUAUCUGAACAUUAGCACUGGGGAGAGACCUUAAGAUGCCAGGUACAGGGACACUUUCAUGGGUUGCGUUGCACUUGCAGACCUGCUCAGGUUCCUUGCCAAAUUUGCCACCCAAUGUCUGUGGCAGAAACCAUCUCAGUUCUACCAGCUUCGUUUCUGUAUGUCCUCAGGGACACCUCCAGUCUCUGGAGGAAAUUAUGAGAAUCCUGAAUUGAAUGGGGUUCCUCAUUCCCUCCCCACUGACUGGUAAAGGUGUGGACCUCACCCAUCUUUAGCCAAGAGGACCUGAGCUGUGUUCUGGAGGCUUACAGAAGAGCUUUACUUUCUUCAUGGACAUUGUUGGCCUCAUGUGGUACAUGUGACACAUUUUUCUCCGAGUCACCCCACCUGGAGAACCACUUGUCUUCUGUUGCUCUGGUCUCUGUGAUAAUAAAGACAUUAUUUAAACCAUC